Messenger RNA from Suillus subalutaceus, 948 nucleotides. RefSeq lists its product as uncharacterized. The transcript is spliced from 2 exons. The record is from RefSeq and is a predicted model, not a curated record. Lineage: Eukaryota; Fungi; Basidiomycota; Agaricomycetes; Boletales; Suillaceae. Bases 1 to 948 code for a protein of 315 amino acids.
AUGCACCAACCAGCAGUAACAGUUAGCGGAGACAAGCUAGACACAUUCGGAGAUUACAUAGGAACUGGUUCUCAAGUGGAAAGAUGGUUCAAGGCCCUUACCUCCAUAGACAAAGCCACAUGGUCCACGUUUGUAACAGCAUUUGAAAAACACUGGCCACCAGUUAUGAUUGCGGAGAAGACGAAAGCAGAGUAUGAGAGAGAGUUAUUAGACCAUGCGCUACGAGAGGGAGAUGUAGGAAAGAAGACGAUGCUCUAUGACAGAGAAUGCUGGACUCACAUCGCCUGGGCUGUAAAGGCACUACAGCUCGCUACCAAUGCAGGCAUAGACCAAGGUACAUCAAUGAUCUGGCAAGUCCGCAGCAAGCUGCCAGACGUAGUGAAGGAUCUACUCAAGGACGAAGAGUAUAAAGCGUGGGCUGACUUUAUGAAGGCACAACAACACCCACCAGCCAAAACCCACAGAACACAUGUAGUUCGCCAACCAGCCACAUCCCAGCAGCAGUUCAUCAUUACGGAAGACGUAAAGACAAUUGUUAGACAAUUUGUCAACGCUAUACCCCAGCAGCCAGACAGCCCAAGCGGCAAAGCAGCAUACGCGAACCAAUUAGCACAAUGGAACGCGAAGUGGGGCGAGAGUAAACGUGUCACACACGAGAUGGGAUAUCCACUCAAACCAGGUACAGCAGCCAUCAGCUCAGGAGAAUGCUUCGGUUGCAGAACUCACGGACACAACGGACGCAACUGUCCCCUACCAGGAGACCAUGCAGAAAGGUUAUCAUGCAAGGAAGCAGCGUGGAGAGCAAUCACAAGCAAAGUGUUAGGAGCAUUCAACCGCAACUUAACCACGCCAAUCUCACUCGUCGUCAAUCACACCCCACAAUACAAUGCUGCAUGGAUCGAAGAACUCAAGGAACAAGAUGAGGGAAAAGCGGAAGGGUCAGCGUAA